AGGAUAAACAAAAAGAUGAUCAGGAACAAGCAGGGGAAGCUAAGAGUACUUUAUUUGCCAACAGUGACUUAUUUGAUGCUGAAAAUGAGGAGGAAAAUACACAAGGAGAGAACCAUAACAAGGAAGAUAACUCUGAGAGUGACAGUGGAGACAGCUCAGAUAGCAGCAGGGAGGGCAAUGAAGAUGAAGGAUUUGAUGAAUCUUCUUUGGAUCCAAAACUUCUGGCCAAAUUGAAGAAGGGAGCUGCAAAAAAGCCCAGUAGAAAGACAAAAGAAAAAUCCAGGAAAGAUGAACUUUUAGAUAUCCACAGUGAAACCCAGAGAAUUGUUAGAGAGAGUCGAGUUAACUUGCCUUAUCACCAGCCAGAACCCAAACCUUUGUCAGCUUUUUUGGCCAGAGCUUCCAGAAAGCAGGAACUAUACAAAAGUUUGCACAAUACAAGAGAUAUACAUAAGGCCAAGAUAAUGCAGCAGACAUUUGAAAAAGACAAAACAAAUAAAGAAAGUGAAGGCAAUAAGACAAUGCAGAGCACUUCAGAAAAGGUUACAGAAAAGACUUCAAAUAUCGAAGCAACAGAAGGAUCUGAAAAAAUAGUAAAAGACACAGAAGAGGAAAUUAGUGCACAGGAAAAUGUUUCUGAAGAUGCCAAAGAAAAACAUUUAUCUUCUGAAGUUCAUUUAGGAGAAGAUGAUCUUCCUGAUUUGGAGGAAAGAGAAAAAGAAGUCAGAGAAAGGUUGGGACAGAAUGACUCUCCCAAACUAUGGGAUGAGCAGGCUAAAUUGUCCCUCAAAGAUGAAGGUGGUGCUAAUUGUGAAAACUCAGUAGAUUCUGAAGGUGAUAUUUCAAACACUCAGUGUACCGAUUCUACAAAAACUCUGGAAAAACAAUCGGCCAAAUCCAAUUCAGAGGAGAUUGCUUCACAAAACAGGACAGAACACACCACAACUCAGGAAUCAAAGUUGUCUUUCUUGCUAGAACCUGACUUGCCACACAUGUCAGCCGUUCCUAAGUUAAGUGGGGGCCCUGAUGCUGUUAUCAGUCUAGAUGAAGAAGAAGAGGAGGAACCACAAAACCCAGGGGUCAGGAAACUUAUGGGGAGGUUUAUGGACCAUUGUAAAAAGAGGACCAAACAUGUCAACAAGGAUGUUGAUAUAAGAAUUGUUGAGAAAGACAAGGAUGAACUCCACAUGAAGACUUUCACUUAUCAUCCCACACAGGAAGAUGAGAGUUCUCUCCAAGCCAUUGAUGCACCAGGAGCAAAACUCGUAGCUCUUAAAGAGAAGCUUCAAGAGAAAAUGAAAGUGAAACGAGAGGAAUCUAGGAAGCAGAGGCAGGAUGUAUAUGACCUUGACAAUGAGGAAGGUUACACAGCAGAGGAUGAGGAUGCCAUCUUAGAUAACGAUGAUGAAAUGUCAGAACACUCAGACACUGAUGUGGAGGAUGAUGAAUUCGAUGAAGAGUUUGGCGAAGAUGAAGAAAUGGAAGAAGAAGAGGAAAGAGAGAAAGAGAAAAACCCCUUUGCUGAUGAUGAGGCAGAAGAAGAUGAUGGAGAUGAUGAUGGGGGCUGUGAAAGUGAUGAGGACGUUGAUAAUCUAAAACUUCAUCUGUCAGAUGAUGAUGAUGAUGAUGUUGUAGAGGAUCAGACAGAAGAUGAAAAAGACCAAGCAAUACAAAUCAAAUCUUCAGCAAAGAAAAAGAAGCCCCGAGUUUUGCAGAUUAGUGAUGAUGAGGAGAGCAGGGAUGUUACUGAGGAACAGGAAAAAGCCACUAAUGAGGAGGGGCAGAGUGGAUCAGAUCCAAAUAAAGAGAGAGCACAGGAGGACAAAACUGAUGACAAGGGUCUCUUUAAAGAACCACUUGAUGAUAUGUUUGUUCCUUUCUCUAUGCAUGGUUCACAGGCAACACAAGCUCAGGAGGUUAAGAGGACCAGCAGCCUGAUCCCCCCAGUGGAGGACUCCCAGGAUCUCUAUGGUACCCUCCCAGCCAUUCCCUCUACCUGUAUGGACAGCCAGCAAUCCCAGACCCUCAACUUCUACAUCGAGGAGUCCCAGUCUAGGAUGUUUGAUAAUGAUGGAUUUUUACGCACAGGUUCAACAGCCAAGAAACCAAAGUCUAAACCUUAUAUGAGUUUUGAUAUGGACUCUUCACAAGAGAAUUUUGAUGAACUCCUUGGUUUAUGUUCAGGGAGAUUCCAAGAAAAUGAUAAGAAAGGUUCCUGUAAGCAGCAGUUGUUUGGGACCCAGACGGAUACCCAGAACAACAUGGAACAGCUGAUGGGACUGUGCUCAGGAAAGUUUGCUGAGAGUCAAGUGGAUGGAGGGAGAUCUCAGAAGACUGGUGUGAAGAGGAAAUCUCCUUUAGAUGAAGAAGAAGAAGACAGCAGUGAUUCCUUCAAACUUGUGAGUGACAAUGAGGAGGAAGAUGAAGAUAAUAGAAAGAAUGUAUUCAGUGAUGAAGAGAGAAUAGAGGAGGAGGAGGAGGAAGAAGACGGUAAGGGACCUCAACAGGAGAAGUUCAAAGGAUUUACCAUUGCCAACAAACACGG
Molecule: messenger RNA, 2545 nt
Organism: Saccostrea cuccullata (small rock oyster)
Lineage: Eukaryota; Metazoa; Mollusca; Bivalvia; Ostreida; Ostreidae
Product: claspin-like
Exons: 15
Biological process (GO): mitotic DNA replication checkpoint signaling; mitotic G2 DNA damage checkpoint signaling; activation of protein kinase activity
Molecular function (GO): anaphase-promoting complex binding
Source: RefSeq, a predicted model, not a curated record